This is a messenger RNA of Adineta ricciae, 1908 nucleotides long. Lineage: Eukaryota; Metazoa; Rotifera; Eurotatoria; Adinetida; Adinetidae. The record is from the annotation of a GenBank genome assembly.
AUGGUUGAAGCCUCGGUGUGCUAUUUCUUUAUUUUUUUAGUCAAUUUACAAACGAUUCGAUCGAUCAACAACAUCAACUUUUCAAGGGAUGUGAAAGGCGAUCCGCGUUUAAAUACUACGUCAGGACUGUUUCAAGGUAAACAAGUCAUCGUUCGUAAUGUUCCAGUUUAUCAAUUCUUCGGUAUUCCAUAUGGUGAAAAGCCAGCGCGGUUUGAACGAUCGACUCUGCGACGAUACAAUGCACAAUCGAUUAUCUAUGCAAUAAAUCCGCCACCGGCGUGUCUACAAAUGUCGUCUGAUGAUUCUUCAUACGGUCCAUUUCGAUCCGCUGAUCAUUUUGAUGAAGACUGUUUGACAUUAAAUAUCUUCGUGCCAAAAUCGACUUCGUCAGUACCAAAAGCAAUCAUGGUCUUCUCAUAUGGAAUGCUGAACCAAAUUGGUUCAGUAUCUUCGAUUGAUGGAAGUGCAUUUGCUGCUCUCGGUGAUGUUAUUGUGAUUAUGAUCAAUUAUCGUUUGAGUAUCUUCGGUUUUCUCUCAACGACGAUGUCAGGAAAUUAUGGAUUAUACGAUCAAUUACUGGCGUUAGAAUGGAUAUCGCUAAAUGCGAAGCAAUUCAAUGGAGAUUUCAAACGGAUAACAUAUGUCGGACAUUCGAGUGGUGCUGUCAAUGCUCUUCUACUUGCGAUGUCGAACCAUUCUGAUGGAUUGUUGACUCGAGUUAUCGCGCAAAGUGGUUGUCCAAUGAAUCAAUGGGCAGUGGAUCGACAUGCGAAAAUUCGUUUUGAUAAUGUCAUAAAAGAAAAUAAUAUGAAUACGAGAAGAAAGUUCAUUCAAACCAAUAUGGAUCGAUUAAAAACUAUGCCAGUUGAACAAAUUCGUUACAGAUAUCGUGAUGAACUCGAAGAACUACCUGCCUUUCCAUUUCCAGUUGUUGAUGACGAUAUAAUACCUUUCGAUCUGGAACAUAUGAUUCGUACUGGGCAUUUGAAGAACAUUGAUGUUCUAAUUGGUGUAACAGCUGAUGAGUCGUUAUCCAUAGCUGAAGAACAUAUUUUUUCGCCUUAUUUGUCGACAACUUCGCUGCGACGAACUUUAACUGAACAAGAACAAGUGCACAGUCUCAUUCAUUUUCGAAAGCACGAAUACAUAAAAAAGUUUUUACAAGUAAACCACCCUGAAUAUCUCUGUUUCUAUGAUGAAAUUCGCGCACGCUAUACUCCAAUGAAAAAAGAUCAACAUAAUGUCGUCGAAACUACUCAUCUCUAUACCGAUCUGAUCAGUGAUUUGAUGAUUUACUAUGAUUUAAUUCGUUUUCUUCACGAACGUCUACGUUCCGAAUCCGUUGCAUCGACGUAUGUGUAUUAUUAUACAAAUCCGCCCAGUUACAAAUCACAGCGUAAUUCAAAUAUGGUUGGACACUUUGCUGAAUUAGAUCUUCUUUUGGGUCUUCCAUUCCUUCCUCAAUCAGAUGUACAACGAAUGACGACGAGGAAUUUGUCUUAUACAUCCGAUGAAAUCGCACUCAGCCUGCAGAUGAUUCGAUAUUGGACAAAUUUCGCUAAAACAGGAAAUCCCAAUUCACCGAAUAAUGUUUCACUUUAUUGGCCCUCGUAUGAAACUACAAACAAGUCUUACAUUAACUUCCAUGUCAAAGAAACCCGAAUUGAAAAUCAAUAUCUCGAAGAACGCUUUCGAUAUUGGGACAUGAUAUCACAUCGUCAAGUGUGUUUACCAUUUCACUGGUAUCAUACAUUUCUGCUCGUCAGCAUACUGAUACUCACUAUUCUUCUAAUUAUAAUUUAUAUAUUUUAUAAUACGAAACGAUCACGACGAAAUAUUAAGCCGACAGAAUUGACUACGAGAAAUGUGAUCACUACCUAUGAUUUUUUACCAAGUGUUGUCACCUAG